UCAGUGGAGCCAGGCCGUUCUGAACCGACCCGGGCUAAUUAACCGGCAUGCAGCUACGUGUAAUACAUAGUAACUUUACUGCAACAUAAGGGAGAAUGGCGAGCCUGUGGAGAUCGUACCAAGUGUUGAUGACCAAACGCCCCUGGACAGUGCAGUUAGUGACUGCUGGGUCUUUGGUUGGCGUCGGCGACGUUGUCUCCCAGCAGGUGUUCGAGAGGAGAGGAUUGGCUCAUCACAACGUCCAGCGGACGGCCAAGAUGAUGAGCAUCGGUUUCUUCUUUGUGGGCCCAGUCGUCGGCAGCUGGUACAAAGUUUUGGACCGGCUGGUGGUUGGAGGCGGGAAAAGUGCCGCCAUGAAGAAGAUGCUGGUUGACCAGGUGUUUUUUGCUCCGUGCUUCCUGGGAGCUUUUCUCGGUAUCUCCGGUGUUCUGAACGGACUGACGGUGGAGGAGAACGUCACCAAGCUCAAGAGGGACUACACAGAUGCCCUGAUCUCGAAUUACUACCUGUGGCCCCCGGUCCAGAUCGCCAAUUUCUACUUCAUUCCUCUCCACCACAGGUUGGCGUUCGUCCAGAUCGUUGCUGUUGCGUGGAACUCCUACCUGACCUGGAAGGCCAAUAAGAUGUGACCAAUGAUCACAAGUCCUUCCCGUGAUGCUGAUGAUGAUGAUGAUGAUGAUGAUAAUUUUACACUCAUUUGUAGUGUGUGUGUGUGACAUGGGCCGUUCUGGUCUAACAUACUUCUUCUGAUAUUUCCAAUGUGUAAAACUGUGACUGACUCAUUUAUAAAGGUCGGGAGAAAGUGCUCGUCUACUCUGAAUGACAAAUUCACACUUGAAAGUCAAACUCGCGUUUACAUAAAUGUCUUUGAAAGUUUAUUUAUGGAAAUGAGAUUUGGCAGUGAUGCUGCAGUGUAGCCACACACACACACACACACAGACACACACACACACACAUAUUACAUUAACACCAACUAGUUGCAAAGGAAACUUUUCUAAUCCAUUCUAUUGUUAGUCAUCAUAAUUGUGUUGAAGGAAAAUUAUAUAACAGAUUAA
Etheostoma cragini (Arkansas darter) is the source of this 1055-nucleotide messenger RNA. It is a transcript of the gene mpv17, whose product is annotated as mitochondrial inner membrane protein MPV17. The coding region runs from base 96 to 629 and encodes 177 amino acids. The transcript has 8 exons. The record is from RefSeq and is a predicted model, not a curated record. Gene Ontology annotation, cellular component: cytoplasm; membrane. Lineage: Eukaryota; Metazoa; Chordata; Actinopteri; Perciformes; Percidae.